This is a messenger RNA of Telopea speciosissima, 1625 nucleotides long. RefSeq names its product serine/threonine-protein kinase-like protein At3g51990. Gene Ontology annotation, molecular function: ATP binding; protein serine/threonine kinase activity. Gene Ontology annotation, biological process: protein phosphorylation. Lineage: Eukaryota; Viridiplantae; Streptophyta; Magnoliopsida; Proteales; Proteaceae. The coding region runs from base 85 to 1569 and encodes 494 amino acids. The record is from RefSeq and is a predicted model, not a curated record. The transcript has 3 exons.
AACCAGUUCAAAACUCUUGCUUCUGUGUUCUUCUGUUGAUGUAAUGGUCUCUCUCUUCUCAUCGGUCUGCUUCAAUCAAAUUUGAUGGGAUAUCUUUCCUGCAAAGCUGAAUCCUCUAUCUUAACCUCCAACUCCCACAGCAGCACCAGCUCCGGCUCCACCCACUCUGCCCACAACAAACCCAAGAAGAAGAAGAAAGACAGAGAAGAGCCCAUCAAAAUCCAACAAUUCGAGUACAGCGACCUUGAAGCCGCUACGAAUGGUUUCUCAGAUCAGAAACUAUUGGGCAGAGGCAGCCAUGGUUGCGUCUACAAGGGUGUCCUCCGCAGCGGCCGCCUCGUCGCCAUCAAGAAACCCUCUAGAGGUCGCGGCGCAGCCCCUCGCACCGCCUCUACUGCCGACACCAGCAACGAAGUUGACAACGAGAUUGAUAUCCUCUCCAAAAUCCAUAGUCCUCGGCUUGUGAACUUGCUGGGUUUCACCAAUGACUCCAGAGAUCGUCUUCUGGUUGUCGAAUUCAUGAGUAAUGGAACCCUUUACGAAGUUCUUCACAAUAGCCCUCGACCGCCCAACUGGGGUCGAAGAAUCAGACUUGCCCUUCAGACUGCUAAGGCCAUUGAUACUCUUCAUUCCUCCAUUCCUCCUGUAAUACACAGAGACAUCAAAUCAGCAAAUGUCUUGAUUGAUCGAGAUUCCAAUGCCAGAUUGGGUGAUUUUGGGCUCGCUUUGCGGUGCCACGUUGACGAUUUCCGGCUCCGGUCGACUGCGCCGGCGGGGACAAUUGGGUACCUCGAUCCUGGUUAUCUUACGCCGGAUAAUCUGAGCACAAAAACUGAUGUGUUCAGUUUUGGAAUUCUUCUGUUAGAGAUCUUCAGUGGAAGGAAAGCCAUCGAUGUUGGGUAUUCGCCACCUUCAAUUGUCGAUUGGGCAAUUCCGCUUAUAAAGAAAGGUAAGAUUUUGGGCGUCUACGAUCCCAGAAUUCCACCUCCGAAGGAUCCAAUGGUGAGGAAGCAAUUAGCAGUAAUUGCAGCCAAGUGUGUGAGGUCUUGCAAGGAACGAAGGCCAUCGAUGAAGGAGAUUGUGGAGUGCCUAAGGGUUCUUACUAAGAUGGUACCUCUUCAUUCCUGGAAUGGUUUAUCUGUUAGUAAUCCAUGUUUGAUGAUAGAGACAGAAGGCCGCCCUGUAGAAUCUGAAAAUACCCAUUGGAAUUCAAAGCAAAGGCAUCCAGUAGGAGAAAAUGGAGAUUACAGACGUUCUCGGUCAUUGAAGAACUCAAGUAGAAUUUAUUCUGAUCUGGGUUUAGUUUUUAGGAGCAAUUUGAUGGAUCUAAUGGCUGGAACAGAUGGAAACUCCAGCUUCCGAGGUGAAGCAGAUGGUGUUGAGCUCUCAUCUUCUUCUGCAAUUCAAGGAUUUUUUAGUCAGAUGAGAGCCCGCUCUGUUGGAUCCAAUUAUGAUAGAGAUGGUGUUUUCCAAUUAAGUAGAAACAAAUCUGUUGGAGGAAGCUUAAGACAGAGAAUUAGUUGUGUCAAUAGCAGGUCUGUUAGUGCAAAAGCAGCAAAGCCUGUAUAGUUUCUCCUGGAUUUGAUUGAAAGAAAUUCUGCAAUCUUGUUGAGUUGUUAUGAAUC